AUGAUUCGAGCGAUGUUUGGCAGCUUCCUGGCCGUGUGCGCAUCCUUGGCUAGGGCGAAGCUUGUGGAUGUUGUGUCAGAUGCCUACUACAUCAAUCUAGCGCAGGCGACAGAUCGGGAUCAGUUCAUGAAGACACAGCUCGCGAGGCUGGAGCAAGAAUCGGGAAUCCGCUACCAUCGUUUCGACGCAGUUAGUGGCAAGAGCGACCACUCCGUCCAGUUAAUGAUCGCUGUGCUGGCCGCUGAAGCGAGCCACCUGCGCCUGUGGGAGCACAUCUUGAAUGCCCCACCAGCCUCUCCCUUUGCUUUGAUUCUAGAGGAUGAUGCCCGGAUUCCAAGCAAGUUGGAGCAGCGUCUGGAAUGGCUCCACAAGGUUCCCAAAGACGCUGACAUGGUAAUGUUGGGUUAUUAUCUCCUGUGCUACACUGAUGGCAACUUGACUCAGCCCUGCAAGAAAGGAAGUGAAGACUACAAGGAUUUUGCCAGGAUUCAGAAGGCUGUUGACAUGGCAGGUGUGCAAAAAGGCUCUGGUGCGUGGUCCAACUCGAUUUGCGGGUUGCGG
Messenger RNA from Symbiodinium natans, 561 nucleotides. NCBI's taxonomy places the organism in Eukaryota, Dinophyceae, Suessiales, Symbiodiniaceae. The record is from the annotation of a GenBank genome assembly.